AAUGGCUUUCGACUACAAAUACAGCUCGUCUUUUCAGUUUUUACUCGACUGUGUUAGUGCAGUAUUGGUGAUUUAAACAUACUCGCGUCCCAGAUGUGCAGAAAUCACUUUGAUCUAAAGAUCAAACGUUGAGGGAUGACGUCACAAACCGUGGUUACAAUGCAUUCUGUGGAACCGGCUUUUAUGAGUUGAUCAUUUCUCUGUGUGUGUGUGUGUGUGUGUGUGUGUGUGUGUGUGUGUGUGUGUGUGUUCCUACCCCCCAUCGUGAUCAUGAACAGGGUCCAGCUGAAGCGCUCCAGGAUUUUAAGGAUGGCUCUGAGCAGCUCAGAUGCACUGGAGCAUGAUGGGAAAGAGGAGCCCUUCAUGCUCAAAUCCAUCAAGAUCGCCUUCGUGGUGGCGCUCUACUGGUUCAUCUCCAUCACCAUGGUGUUCCUCAACAACCACCUGCUGGACAGCAAAGAGCUGAACGCGCCGCUCUUCGUCACCUUCUUCCAGUGCGUGGUGAGCGUGUGUCUGUGCUGGGUCCUCAGCCUCGUGUCCUCCUUCUGCCCCGGCUACGUGGACUUCCCGCCCAUCAAGGUGGACCUGAAGGUGUCCCGCCAGGUUCUGCCCCUCUCAGUGGUCUUCAUCGGCAUGAUCGCCUUCAACAACCUGUGCCUGAAGUAUGUCGGCGUGGCCUUCUACACGGUGGGGCGGUCGCUCAGUACGGUGUUCAACGUCCUCCUCAGUUACAUCAUCCUCAAACAAACCACCUCCUUCUACGCCCUGUCCUGCUGCGGGAUCAUCCUGGGAGGUUUCUGGCUGGGCGUGGAUCAGGAGGACGCCGCAGGCUCCCUCUCUUGGUUGGGGCUGUUUUUUGGCGUCCUGGCCAGCGCCUUCGUGUCCCUGAACGCCAUCUACACCAAGAAAGUGAUGCCCGUGGUGGACGGCAGCAUCUGGAAACUGUCGUACUACAACAACCUGAACGCCUGCGUGCUCUUCCUGCCCCUGAUCAUCGCGUUCGGAGAGGUGCAGCGCGUCUUCCAGUUCGGGCGCCUGGCGGACGCUCAGUUCUGGGGCAUGAUGGUGCUCGGGGGCUUUUUCGGAUUCGCCAUCGGCUACGUGACCGGACUGCAGAUCAAGUUCACCAGCCCUCUGACGCACAACGUGUCGGGCACGGCGAAGGCCUGCGCUCAGACCGUCAUCGCCGUGGCCAUCGAGCACUCGCACAAGAGCCUGCUGUGGUGGAGCAGCAACAUGAUGGUACUGGGAGGCUCGUUCGCCUACACCUGGGUCAAAGGGCUGGAGAUGAAGAGGGGCAGCGCCAGUCCCGAGACGCCGGCUACAGUGGAGAAGGGUAAAAGUGAAUCGGGGGUGUGAGGAACAGGAAUUGGGACUAGCUAACUUGACUAACUUUCAAAUUUGUACAUCAAUGAAUAAUAAAAGCAAUAAAUUAUGUAUUUAAAUACCUGAGUUAAGGGAGGGGCAUAAAGUCUAUAGACGUACUAUAUGGCCAAAAGUAUUUGGACACCGGAAUGUGACCCAUUUAAAAAACAAAUGCGUGACGCUGUGUGAUAAUUUCAGCUAGAACAACAGCCGCUCAGCGGUAUGUCUGUGGGAAUUUGUACCUGAGGUGAGGGCUCUGAGCAGGAUUCUUUAAAAUGGGAUUUUCUUGCUGAAACAGAACAGGAAAGGGCCUUCCCUAAACCGUUGCUGCUUCAUAUAACUGAUUUAUUACACCUGUUAGCGAUUGUUGUAACUAAAACACAUGAAUUCAAUAAUAAAUAAAUAAAUGAAUAAUACAAAUAAAGAAAGUAUCCUUACAUAAAUACAUUUGGCUGGAAAAUCCCCUACCUGGCAACUUUGUGAAGCGCCGUCAACCAGGCAAGGUGAAUAGCGUUCUCUGCUGUAUAAAGUGAAUAUCGAUUCAUCUUAAAUGAAUAACCGAUUCGAAUCGUGGCACAUGUGCACCAAUUUUUAAAUGUCUUGUGGUGCAUCGUUACAUCCCUACUAACCACUGAGCUACCACGGCUCACGACUUAAGAAAAGGAUUAUCAGGUGUCCACAAACUUUUACCAUGUAGUUUCCAAAAAACAGGACAGUUUUUGUAUCUAAAA
Messenger RNA from Trichomycterus rosablanca, 2096 nucleotides. It is a transcript of the gene slc35c1, whose product is annotated as solute carrier family 35 member C1. Gene Ontology annotation, molecular function: GDP-fucose transmembrane transporter activity; antiporter activity. Lineage: Eukaryota; Metazoa; Chordata; Actinopteri; Siluriformes; Trichomycteridae. Gene Ontology annotation, cellular component: Golgi apparatus. Gene Ontology annotation, biological process: protein O-linked glycosylation via fucose; GDP-fucose import into Golgi lumen. The transcript has 2 exons. The record is from RefSeq and is a predicted model, not a curated record. Bases 271 to 1359 code for a protein of 362 amino acids.